This is a messenger RNA of Bombyx mandarina (wild silkworm), 1487 nucleotides long. RefSeq names its product 26S proteasome regulatory subunit Rpt3 (gene Rpt3). Gene Ontology annotation, molecular function: ATP binding; ATP hydrolysis activity. Lineage: Eukaryota; Metazoa; Arthropoda; Insecta; Lepidoptera; Bombycidae. The record is from RefSeq and is a predicted model, not a curated record.
AAUGUCAAAAAUCAUUGAAUUGCAGUUUUACAGAAAAAAUUAAAAUAACCAAAUAAUAACUAGGUACGAAUGUUCAGGUUUGAUCGUCUACUACACUUUGUCUCUGUGUAAAACACAUUUCAGAUAGUCAAAUAAUAAUCAGAUAGUACACGAAAUCUCUUAGCUAUAGAAACAAUGGAAGAGAUUGGAAUUAUUUUACCCGAGAAAGAUGACCAAAUCACAGACUCAAAAGGCUUGGCGUUUGCUGGUCCUCAAUCUUUUGAUGAACUCGAAUCUGAAGAUUUAUACACAAAGUACAAGAAACUCCAAAGAAUGUUAGAGUUCUUAGAAGUACAAGAAGAGUACAUUAAGGAUGAACAACGAAACUUGAAGAAAGAAUAUUUGCAUGCACAGGAAGAAGUAAAGCGCAUACAGUCUGUUCCUCUUGUCAUUGGACAGUUUCUUGAGGCAGUUGAUCAAAAUACAGGCAUAGUUGGCAGCACCACUGGCUCAAAUUAUUAUGUCCGUAUUCUCUCAACAAUUGAUAGAGAGUUGUUGAAGCCAUCUGCUUCAGUUGCUCUGCAUAAGCAUUCUAAUGCUCUAGUUGACGUCUUGCCUCCUGAAGCUGACAGCUCAAUCUCUAUGUUGCAAGCUGAUGAGAAACCCGAUGUUCAAUAUUCGGAUAUUGGAGGCAUGGAUACACAAAAACAAGAAAUUAGAGAAGCUGUUGAACUCCCUCUCACUCAUGUGGAGUUGUACCGGCAAAUUGGUAUUGAGCCUCCUCGGGGUGUGCUCAUGUACGGACCACCAGGUUGUGGCAAAACUAUGCUGGCUAAAGCUGUAGCACAUCACACUACAGCUGCAUUCAUUCGUGUCGUCGGAUCAGAGUUUGUACAGAAGUACUUAGGAGAAGGACCCCGUAUGGUGCGUGACGUUUUCCGUCUUGCCAAAGAGAAUAGCCCAGCAAUCAUUUUCAUUGAUGAAAUUGAUGCUAUUGCUACUAAAAGAUUUGACGCCCAAACUGGUGCCGACAGAGAAGUUCAAAGGAUUUUACUUGAACUCCUCAACCAAAUGGAUGGUUUUGAUCAAACUACUAAUGUUAAAGUAAUAAUGGCGACAAAUCGUGCUGAUACAUUGGACCCUGCGUUGCUAAGACCUGGCCGUCUCGACAGGAAAAUCGAGUUUCCCCUUCCUGAUAGGCGUCAAAAACGUUUGAUUUUCUCGACAAUCACUACCAAGAUGAACCUUUCGGAUGAAGUGGAUUUGGAAGAGUUCGUGGCUCGACCGGACCGCGUGUCCGGCGCCGACAUCAACGCCAUCUGUCAGGAGGCCGGCAUGCACGCUGUCAGGGAAAACAGAUACAUUGUACUUCCUAAAGAUUUCGAAAAGGGUUACAAGAAUAACAUCAAGAAAGAUGAGAGCGAAUAUGAAUUUUAUAAAUAAACGUCAUUUUUCUGUGGAUUGUGUACUAAUAUGUUUACAACUAGAACAUUAAAUCUCUUUUCUUA